AAAUCUUGUGACUCUUGUCUGAGUUAGUUCCCAUUAAAAAUAUUUAAAAAAAAGAAAACUCAAUUCUUUCCCCCUUUACAUCUAUUUCUUUUAUGACAAAGAAAGAACCAAACUUGCAUCUUCUCACCUCUUUCUUUCAAUCCACCAUGGCUAUCUGCAUUGACAGAUAGAUACAAGAUAGAUACAAUAUACCAUAUAUAUUAUAUAUAUACAUCAUUCUUGAGCUUCACAUUUUCAAAAAGCUCAGAUUUUUCAACAUGGGUUCUUUGAUCUUUCAAAUGGGUGUCUUUCUUUUCCUUCUUUUAUUAACUUUUAGCUGUAUUAAUCUUGUGGAUUCACAAAUUGUAACAAGAAAAGAUGUUCUUCAAGGAAAUGUUUUCAUUGAUGGCAAAAGUUCAAUUGCAAAGAUUGAUAGUGACUUUAUUUGUGCUACAAUGGAUUGGUGGCCACCAGAGAAGUGUGAUUAUGGUACUUGUAGCUGGGGCCAGGCUUCCCUCCUCAAUGUGGAUCUAAACAACAAAAUUUUCCAAAAUGCCAUCAAAGCUUUUUCACCAUUAAAGAUAAGAUUAGGAGGGAGUUUGCAAGACAAAGUUGUUUACCAAACAGAAGAUAAUCCAAAACCCUGCAUUCAAUUCAAAAGUAAUAAAUCAGAAAUGUUUGGUUUUACUGAGGGCUGCCUACCACUAGCCAGAUGGGAUCAAUUAAGUACUUUUUUUAAAGACACAGGGGCUGAAAUUAUUUUUGGUUUGAAUGCACUUGCUGGCAAGACAAUACAAGCUGAUGGUUCAGCAGUUGGACCUUGGGAUCCUGCAAAUGCUGAAUCUUUUAUACGCUACACGGUUAAAAAGAAUUACGCCAUGUACGCUUGGGAGCUCGGGAAUGAGCUAAGCGGAAGUGGAGUUGGAACAAGAGUAACUGCAUCUCAGUAUGCUUCCGACACAAUCGCCUUAAAAAACAUAGUUCAAAAAAGCUACGAGGGUAUCGAGCCUAAACCUCGUAUAAUUGCACCCGGUGGCUUCUUUGAUGCCAACUGGUUCAAGGAGUUUAUAGACAAAACACCCGAAACACUGGACAUAAUCACUCACCAUAUAUACAAUCUCGGCCCAGGGGUUGAUCAACAUCUUGUUGAAAAGAUACUAGAUCCAUCUUAUCUCGAUCGCGAGGCUGAUACGUUUAAGCAACUCGAGAACAUUCUCAAGACUUCGACAACUUCUGUUUCCGCUUGGGUUGGUGAAGCGGGUGGUGCGUACAACAGCGGGCAUAAUCUUGUGACCAAUGCAUUCGUGUUUAGUUUCUGGUACUUGGAUCAGCUCGGAAUGUCAUCUGUUUAUGACACGAAAACGUACUGCAGGCAGACGUUGAUUGGAGGAAACUACGGUUUGCUUAAUACUACAACCUUUGAGCCAAAUCCGGAUUACUACAGCGCUCUUCUUUGGCAUCGUUUGAUGGGUCAAAAAGUUCUUUCUGUAAACUUUAACGGGACGAAGAAAAUACGAUCGUAUGCGCAUUGCGCCAAAGAAUCUGGGGGGAUAACACUACUAUUGAUCAAUCUAGACAGCAAAAGUACAGUUGAUGUAAGCUUGUCUCUAGAUAGCGCUUGGAGUUUACAUAAACUCAAAUCGCAUGUUCAUUAUCAUCAUCGUAAAGCAAACAAACAGCGCCAUUCCAAGAUUAGUGGAACAAACACGCGAGAAGAAUACCAUUUAACCGCUAAAGACGGGGAUCUACACAGUCAAGUGAUGAUGCUUAACGGUAAAGAACUAGGAGUAAAUUCAAAUGGCGAGAUACCACAAUUCGAGCCUGUGAAUGUGGAUUCUUCAGAGCCCAUAAGUGUUGCUCCCUUUUCGAUUGUGUUUGCUCAUAUCCCAAAUGUUACUUUGUAUGCGUGCGGGAAUUAGAUGGUAUAACAUAUAUAUAUAUAGAGAGAGACAUACAUAGCAUGGAAUGGAACUGAGAAUCAGCUUCAUUCUAUUUAUUGAUUAAAUGAUAUAAUUAUAAGGCUUAGUUUAUUUUCUUAUUUAUUGUUGAAUGUAAGAUGGAUGUAAUAUGAUUGUUAGUUUAUUUUGUUAGCUUUUGAGUCCUAUAUGGAAACUUUGAAGUUUUGCCGUA
Messenger RNA from Helianthus annuus (common sunflower), 2109 nucleotides. Its product is annotated as heparanase-like protein 3. NCBI's taxonomy places the organism in Eukaryota, Viridiplantae, Streptophyta, Magnoliopsida, Asterales, Asteraceae. Gene Ontology annotation, cellular component: membrane; plant-type cell wall. The record is from RefSeq and is a predicted model, not a curated record. Bases 258 to 1898 code for a protein of 546 amino acids. The transcript is spliced from 9 exons. Gene Ontology annotation, molecular function: beta-glucuronidase activity.